Messenger RNA from Lucilia cuprina (Australian sheep blowfly), 1085 nucleotides. RefSeq names its product general transcription factor IIE subunit 2 (gene TfIIEbeta). The transcript has 4 exons. Gene Ontology annotation, biological process: transcription initiation at RNA polymerase II promoter. Gene Ontology annotation, cellular component: transcription factor TFIIE complex. The coding region runs from base 102 to 977 and encodes 291 amino acids. NCBI's taxonomy places the organism in Eukaryota, Metazoa, Arthropoda, Insecta, Diptera, Calliphoridae. The record is from RefSeq and is a predicted model, not a curated record.
UGUUUAGUUUUUUUGUUCAAAGGGCUGAGUCUUCAGUAAAUUUACAAAAAAGUGAUUUUAUUUUAGUUUUUAGCAAUAAAUAAUUAAUAAAGAAACAAAUAAUGGAUCCAGCCUUGCUAAGAGAACGCGAAGCGUUCAAAAGAAGGGCCAUGGCCACUCCCACUGUGGAGAAAAAGCCCAAGGUAGAAACUGUAACAGCUCCUCCAAAAGAUGAUGCCAAAAAGAAAAUGCGUCCACCUACGGCCCCUAAGCUGGACUCGAAUACAUACAAAACCAUGGCCGGUAGUUCUCAAUACAGAUUUGGUGUUUUAGCUAAAAUUGUAAAACAUAUGCGUACCAGACAUCAGGAUGGUGAUGAUCAUCCCUUAACAUUAGAGGAAAUUUUAGAUGAAACAAAUCAACUGGAUGUAGGACAAUCGGUUAAAAAUUGGUUGGGCAGCGAGGCUCUAAUGAAUAAUCCCAAAAUUGAGGCUACUCCGGAUGGUAUGCGUUUCAGCUUUAAACCCGUUUACAAAAUAAAAGAUGGUAAAAGUUUGCUGCGUUUACUAAAGCAACACGAUCUUAAAGGUUUAGGCGGUAUUCUAAUGGAAGAUGUGCAAGAGUCUCUGCCCCACUGCGAAAAGGUUUUAAAGAAUCGUGCUUCAGAAAUUAUUUUUAUUGUUAGACCUAUAGAUAAAAAGAAGAUUUUAUUUUACAAUGACCGUACAGCUAAUUUUGCCGUUGAUGAAGAAUUCCAAAAGCUUUGGCGCUCCGCCACAGUUGAUGCUAUGGAUGAUGCCAAAAUUGAUGAGUAUUUGGAAAAACAAGGUAUACGUUCUAUGCAAGAUCAUGGUCCCAAGAAACCUGUUCCCAAACGUAAAAAGGUGGCUAAUAAAAAGCGGCAAUUCAAAAAACCCAGAGAUAACGAACAUUUGGCUGAUGUUUUGGAAACCUAUGAAGAUAACACAUUGACACAGAAAGGCGUUAAUCCAACAUAAAAAUAAAAUAUAGUCAUAUUGAUUUAGAUUUAUGGCAAAUAUAUCUAAAAUUCCAUUGCAAAUUUUUGACUCAAUUUUUUUCGAAAAUAAACUAAUAAAAUAUUGGUA